This is a messenger RNA of Cajanus cajan (pigeon pea), 1149 nucleotides long. RefSeq names its product protein LIGHT-DEPENDENT SHORT HYPOCOTYLS 7. NCBI's taxonomy places the organism in Eukaryota, Viridiplantae, Streptophyta, Magnoliopsida, Fabales, Fabaceae. Gene Ontology annotation, cellular component: nucleus. The record is from RefSeq and is a predicted model, not a curated record. Gene Ontology annotation, biological process: mRNA transcription; response to light stimulus.
GGCUAAAGCACUUUCAUUGGUCCCAUUCCAUGUCUCCUCACUAGCCCCUUUGAUGUGAUCUCCAAAAAAAAUAUUUGUCAUUUUCUUCCACUGCUAUUCUAUUGUCUUCUCCCUUCCAAAAAACAAAACCUCCCCUUUCUUUCUUGCUUCAGAAAAUGAAAUACUAAAUGAAUUACAAUCACUAGCUCAGGUAUGUCCAGCAAAGGAAAAGACAUAGCAGAAGGAUCAUCGAGAUCUUCUUCUGCUACUACUAUUACUACUAUCACCACUGCUGCUACAGCUGUUUCGAAUCAACAACCUCUGAGUAGGUAUGAAUCUCAGAAGAGGAGGGAUUGGAACACUUUUGGCCAAUACUUGAGGAACCAAAGGCCUCCUGUGGCACUUUCACAGUGCAAUUCCACCCAAGUGCUUGAUUUCCUAAGGUACUUGGACCAGUUUGGGAAAACAAAAGUGCAUGUUCAAGGUUGUCUCUUCUUUGGUCAAGUCGAGCCACCUGGUCCAUGCACAUGCCCUCUUAGACAAGCUUGGGGAAGCCUUGAUGCUCUCAUUGGAAGGCUAAGAGCUGCAUAUGAAGAAAAUGGAGGCUUGCCUGAGACUAAUCCUUUUGCUAGUGGCGCCAUAAGAGUCUAUCUUCGCGAGGUUCGUGAUUCUCAAGCUAAGGCAAGAGGGAUCCCUUAUAAGAAGAAAAAGAAGAAGAGGAAUCUAAUCAAGACCAUAGGGGACAGCUCAAACUUACCUUUGCAGCAGUGAAAUUUUGAGUCUCUCUUUUUGUCUGGCUUCUUCUCCAGCAUAAUAAUCAUAAGGGUCCCUCAAUGAUUUCAAAGUUCUGAGUCUGUUACUAUGCCUUGUAUAUCUAUUAUAACCUUAGCUGCAGUGUCCUGCAAUUGGAGAUAUACAUGAGUCUAUCAAUAUAUCCUUGGAUCAAGUUAAACCUUUCUCUGGUCUCUUUAUUUGUCAAGGAGUGUGUUUUGUUAUUUGAAUGAGAAUUUAGAUUGAAGUUCAUGAAGAAAUUGAGUUAAUAUUGGGUAAGUCCUACUGUAUUAUUCACAAUUAUGAAGUUGCAUCAGUACCUUAUCAAGCAAAGUAGGGAAAAUAACUUUGAAUUUUCUUCCGAGCAGUGUGUAUGAUGCAUGUAUACUUUAGCUUUCA